AUGCGCAGGUGCGUAGUAAUAUCGUCAUGGGAAAGGAUCAUUGAACUGGUCGUUGACCAGGCCAAGACCAUGGCAAUGGUGGCUCGCAACUUCAACAUCCCCGCAUCUACUGUCAGAAGCAUUGCCAACACCUUCAUUCAGGCCAACCGCAUAUCCCAGCUGCCUAGGGGUGGCAGCCGUAUCAGCAGGGUCCAGCAAUCGCAUCUUGACUGGCUCAUUGAGAAUAUGGACGAGUUUGCCGGUCGCCUUUUUGAGUUGCUCACCAACCAGCUGAAUGAGCACUUUCAGAUCCAGCCUCCCCUUUCCCAACGUACUGUGGAUAGGGCCAUCGACAAGCUUACUGCCUAUACACUUAAGCUGAUGAGGGCCGACGCAGAAAGAUACAACGAGCCCGAGCACAUUGAGAGUCGACGACAAUAG
Molecule: messenger RNA, 420 nt
Organism: Linnemannia hyalina
Lineage: Eukaryota; Fungi; Mortierellomycota; Mortierellomycetes; Mortierellales; Mortierellaceae
Source: the annotation of a GenBank genome assembly